AUGAAUACCAUUAAGGAAUGCCUAUCCGAAGGAUCUUUAAAACGUACCUUGUUACCAAAAUGUCGUUUGUUCGUCUGUAACAGAUGUUCAAAGGCUUACAAAUGGCGUAGUAGUUUGAUGCGUCACCAAAUGAUAGAGUGCGGCAACAAAGAGAAGAAAUUCCGUUGUUCUAUAUGCCCUAACAAGUAUUAUCAUGAUUAUCAAUUGGAGAAGCAUACUCUGACAGUUCACAAGUUAUCUAAGAAAAAAAAAGCCCGAGAACGUUACGACUACGUUUGCGAAUUAUGUGGGAACGAUUAUAAAUGGGCUAGCAGCUUGUUACGUCACCGAAAGGAAGAAUGCGGUAACAAAAGGAAAAAAUUCAAUUGUCAUUUAUGUUCAAUGAAGUUUAGUUUUCGAAACAGAUUGAAACAACAUUAUCAAGAUUAUCAUGGAUUAUCUAAAGACGAGAUGAAGAAGAGGAUUGUGGCGAUUAAUUCGUCGUCAACAAAACGGAAGUAUUCGCCGAGUGCGGCCAUCGAUUGGUAUUAUCAAUACCAAACCUUAUACCUACGUCUGAUGGCCGAGAAUCAAAUGGCCGAAAGUGUUAGCUGUACUGGAAACGCCUUACCUGAUAAGGAACAACAAGCUACGAGUAGAAAACAUCCGAAGGAUUGCUCUAACAAUUUGGAAAAAGUUGUACAAGAGUCAUCCGUUAACCUGGAUAAUAAUACUAAUCUUCAAGGAAAUUGCGGAAAUGUUAAUGUACGCAGUGGUGACUCAAGUGGUUACUCAUGUUUACGUUGCGGAAACGCAUACACAAGGCCACACUCAUUGAACCGUCAUAUUAGAUUCGAAUGUGGUGUCGAGCCACAAUUCGAAUGUCCAAUUUGUCACAAAAAGUCAAAACACAAGCACAAUCUUUUGUUACACAUGCGAACCCAUCAGAAACCAUGA
Molecule: messenger RNA, 936 nt
Organism: Vespa mandarinia (Asian giant hornet)
Lineage: Eukaryota; Metazoa; Arthropoda; Insecta; Hymenoptera; Vespidae
Source: RefSeq, a predicted model, not a curated record